AUGGCAACUUUGUCAAAGCUUAUGUCUUCAUCUAUGCAGGCUGCUCUCAAGAAAAUGCAGGGGGAUUUGAAGACUACUGACUGUUCAAGAUGCAUUGAAAGCGCUGUUAACCAGAUAAGUUUAGUUUGUCCAUACUCUUACGGUGCUGCUUUGCAACUUGAAGGUUGCUAUGCAAGAUAUGAGCAUAACGAUUUCUUGGGAAGGCUUGAUACGAGCUUGAGAUACAAGAAGUGCAGUAAAAGUGUCAACAAUGAUGUUGAGUUCUUUAAACGUAGAGAUGAUGUUCUUGCUGACUUGCAAACAGCUAUGGGAUUUAAAGUUAGUAGUUCAGGUUCAGUAGAAGGUUAUGCACAGUGUUUAGGGGAUUUGAGCUCAAGUGAUUGCUCUUCUUGCCUCGCGGACGCUGUUGGGCAGUUGAAGAAUCUAUGUGGAUCAGCAGCGGCAGCAGAUGUUUACCUAGGUCAGUGCUAUGCUCGCUACUGGGCAUCUGGUUACUACGAUCUCUCUUCAGAUUCCUCCAACGACGAUGAUGUGGGGAAAACGAUAGCCAUUAUUGUUGGUAUACUGGCAGGUCUAGCCAUCCUAAUCGUUCUCCUCUCAUUUUGCAGAAAAACUAUGGGGCAUUGGCUAAAUACUAGGGAUGGCAAUCUGAUCCAUCCCGACGAGGUCCCAUCCUACUCUAUCCCAUCCUACUCUAUCUCGUUCGGGACAGAGAUGGUAUGCGAAAUACGUCCCAAACAGGACAUGGGGCAGGGACGAGGACAGCCCAUUGCCAUCCUUGCUAACGAGGACAGCAACUUGCAUGACGAUAGCUUGUGGCUUAUACUACCAGAAAAAGGUUGA
Messenger RNA from Dovyalis caffra, 843 nucleotides. Lineage: Eukaryota; Viridiplantae; Streptophyta; Magnoliopsida; Malpighiales; Salicaceae. The record is from the annotation of a GenBank genome assembly.